Molecule: messenger RNA, 2737 nt
Organism: Carassius carassius (crucian carp)
Lineage: Eukaryota; Metazoa; Chordata; Actinopteri; Cypriniformes; Cyprinidae
Product: potassium voltage-gated channel subfamily KQT member 1-like
Exons: 17
Coding region: 185-2140 (651 amino acids)
Biological process (GO): potassium ion transport; transmembrane transport
Cellular component (GO): membrane; voltage-gated potassium channel complex
Molecular function (GO): voltage-gated potassium channel activity
Source: RefSeq, a predicted model, not a curated record
GAUGCUGCUGCUCCUGAAACACGAAUGAAGCCAUGCAAAAAGUGCUUUAUACUUUUUUUGAGCGCAGGAGAAGCAGAUGAUAAAACCAAACUAAACCAAGUCAUCUGUGUCCGUCCCAUCCAAAGUUGGAUUAGUUUUGAAUUGGGUGAGAGAUCAGGCGUGAAAGUGUCCUCUCAGAAGCAGCAUGAGCUCUCCACCUCACAGUACAGCGACAGAGGCUUCGUGGACUAUUGGACCUUCAGAACUGGAGAUGAGUGAAGUUGUGCACAUGCGAAAUGACAGUGUGCGGUUCGGCAGGAGUUCCCCGGCGUCCGCGGAGCCGGCAGUGAUCACUCAACGCCAGGCAUCUCACCUCCAUCCUCGCAUGUCCGUGUACAGCGCCACCCGUCCCACACUCUCCAGAUCCUUCUUACAAGGACGUGCAUAUAAUUUCUUGGAGAGACCUUCGGGUUGGAAAUGCUUUGUGUAUCAUUUUACAGUAUUCCUCAUUGUGCUUUCUUGCCUGAUCCUCAGUGUGCUGUCCACCAUUGAUGAGUAUCAAACACUGGCUAAUAAAACACUAUUCUGGGUGGAAUUAGUGCUGGUACUUUUCUUUGGUCUGGAGUAUGCAGUACGUCUGUGGUCAGCUGGAUGCCGGAGUAAAUAUGUGGGAAUUCUGGGCAGGCUUCGCUUUGCCCGAAAGCCCAUUUCUGUGAUCGACCUGAUUGUGGUGGUGGCCUCUAUUGUUGUAUUGGCAUUUGGCUCUAAAGGUCAGGUCUUUGCCACCUCUACUGUCAGAGGAGUCCGCUUUCUUCAAAUCCUGCGAAUGCUGCAUGUGGAUCGACAGGGAGGAACCUGGAGGCUGCUUGGAUCAGUAGUCUUCGUACAUCGCCAGGAACUGAUCACAACUCUUUAUAUCGGAUUCCUUGGACUUAUCUUCUCUUCCUACUUCGUGUAUCUGGCAGAGAAGGAUGCCGUGGAUGAUAGUGGUUUCACAGAGUUCAGCAGCUAUGCUGAUGCUCUGUGGUGGGGUGUGGUGACAGUAACCACUAUUGGCUAUGGAGACAAAGUCCCUCAGACUUGGAUCGGGAAGACCAUUGCAUCCUGUUUCUCUGUCUUUGCCAUCUCGUUUUUUGCCCUCCCUGCUGGAAUCCUAGGCUCCGGUUUUGCUCUGAAGGUGCAGCAGAAACAGAGACAAAAACAUUUCAACAGGCAAAUUCCUGCAGCUGCAUGUCUGAUACAGGCAUCCUGGAGGUGUUUUGCCUUAGAGAACCGUGAUUCUGCCACCUACAAGUUAUUUGUGAAAAGGAACAUCAGCAGCUCAGUGUCCAGCCCUAAAUUGAAGGUGAAGAUGAGGAAGAAAAUGAAGAUUAAUGACAAGGAUGAUGGACUGAGUUUUGCUACCGUACCUUCCAUAACCUAUGACUCCUUAGAUGACGGGAAGGACGGCGGACCAGAUACAGUGUGCAGUAUUCAACAGUCAGAGCGGGUGCCAUCCUGGAACUCUCUAUCCUCUUUCCAGUUCUCUACAUCUCCCGGGAAAAAGCCUGGGAUUUUGGAAACGCAGUCUCGGCCCACACUCCGGAGGAGCAGCAGCAUCGCAGAUGAUAUGGAAAUUGAGCUGGAGCGAGAGAUUUCGCUUGUUCCAGUCACUCAUGUGUCUCAGUUGCGGGAUUCCCAUCGAGCAGCCAUUCGUGUGAUCCAGAGGAUGUUUUACUUUGUGGCCAAAAAGAAGUUCCAGCAAGCACGUAAGCCGUACGAUGUGAGGGACGUCAUUGAGCAGUAUUCGCAAGGUCAUCUCAACCUCAUGGUGCGCAUCAAGGAGCUCCAGAGAAGACUGGAUCAGUCCUUAGGGAAGCUGUCUUUCUACCAGACAAGUUCAGAGCGCAUAAAAGACAAAGGCAUAAACACUAUUGGCUCCAGACUCAACAGGAUGGAAGAGAAGAUCACACACAUGGACAGGACACUGAACAGCAUUGCAGAAUCUCUCAACCUCAUGUUGGCGCGAGAGAGACGAGGAGAUCUGGCCAGAGGGAAGGAACUGCGUAGCAGCUUCCACCGACAGUCAGCCACCUUCAGCCUUUCAGUGCCGUGCAGACAGGACAGCCUGUCCAGCUCAGAGCAACUGUCCACAACAACUGUCAUUCACGAAGACAGCUGAGCGAGUCACUAAAGCACCACUAAAUCACAGAGUGCCUGAUAUACUGGGCCAGUUUUGGUUAGAAUUAAUAUAAGAGAUUAGGUAUGGCUCAGGUUCAGCAUCAGCUGAUUUUAAAAUAUCGUCUUCUUUGACUAUUCCAUCUUUAGAAUUUGAAUUGAAUUUCUUUUGAAGCAACAAGACAUGGAAACAUAUUUUUAGCAUACCAUUGUUUGUGCAGUUUUUUAUUUUAAACGAAGGUAUUUCAUACUUUUUGUGAUAAGUUUGACUUCUUCCGUCCACUGUUAAAAUUAAGGGUUCAACAAGGGGGAUUUCAUUGAAGAACCAUUAUUGUAUUCCCAAAAGAACCUUUCAGUGAACAGUUCUUAAAAGAAUAAUUGUUUAGAGUGAAGAACUUUUUAAUAAAUUAAAGAAACUUUUUCAAUUAUAAAGAACCUUUUGUACAGUGGAAAGUUUCCAUGGAUGUUCCAGAUGCCAGUAAAGAACCCUUAUUUUUAGAUGUGCAGAUAUGAACAUUGUGACAUUAUUUGGAGUGUUAUGAAUUGUUGAAUGUUUUUAAAGGGGUCAUGUGACGUUGCUAAAAAAGAACAUUAUGUUGUG